Molecule: messenger RNA, 2871 nt
Organism: Letharia columbiana
Lineage: Eukaryota; Fungi; Ascomycota; Lecanoromycetes; Lecanorales; Parmeliaceae
Exons: 7
Coding region: 1-2871 (956 amino acids)
Molecular function (GO): protein binding
Source: RefSeq, a predicted model, not a curated record
AUGAGAACAGCGGCACCAAUUUCGCUGCAGGAGCAUUACCAUGGUCUGGCUCCUGGUCUCUGGAAUGCAAUUUCGGAUGUCAAUGCUGUAGUCUCCAUCGAUAAUGUGAGUCUAGAGGUUGCUGGCCAGCUCUCGGUAGGUGAUGUGUCGUCCACCAAUCUCCGCGUUCGUGCAGGAGCUCGAAGCGGAAUAGCGCCAGAGGAUGCCCUCAAUCGAUUCAUUGGUGCAGGCACAGGUGCUCAAUUUGAGCUUCCUUCCACCGCGACACUGCCGGAUGAAGACAAGGAUCCGUUUGAAGCAGUUUUGACACUGCAAAAAGACGCAUCAGGAUGGUAUCUUGAGAACGCGAGCGCCACAUUGUUCUGGCAGCAGCAAUACUGGUAUUCGAUUGAUGGCAUCAACAUCUCUCUACAAGAACUCUACUUCGAAUUCAUUGCCAAGCGCGAAUUAGCGCCAGCCAACGAGAACCCUUCAGAUAUGCCAUUGGCAUUCAGCGCCGCAUUCGGCGGUUCCAUCACGCUUUACAACAUUCCUAUGGCAGUCGUCAUCACCUAUCAGUCCAAGAUUACUACUACUGUGUUGACUUGCACAGUCGACGAUGAUGCGAGCAUCUGCCUUCAAGAUAUCGCUGCGGACUCUUUACUAAACCCCACCCCAGACCCCACUAAAACCCCAACUCCCCACGAUCUGAACCAAGAGGCACAAAUAAACCAGGUCCCUGGCAGUGUGCCAGUAGACCUGACCUGUUGCUCUUCUCAUAUCUGGGGUACACAGCGAUUCUGCAUCUUAAUUUUCACUGCCUCAGAACCGGCUCAAUUGCAAUUGAAAGCAAACUUUGAGUUGGACUGGCAGGUCACGUCGCAGCUGACCAUCACCGGUAUGGGAACCUAUUUUGACAUCACCAACCCGACAUCUUCCGACAAGUCAUCCGUCAUCAAAGGAUAUGCUUAUGGACGACAAGGAGGUGAUUACAUUCAAACAACCUUCAUAGCCAAUACCCCCACGAUUCUCACCACUUCGAUCAAAGACAAUCUAGAUGGAUCGUACACUAUAGGAUUGAUGAUGCCAGUCGCAGCUUUUGCCUCUCAGACUCCCACGCCCCCGCUCCAAACUUCAGUCAACGGACAGCCGAUCCAAGCCACGCCAAUCUCAUUCCCAAUGUCCCCGUUACCUAUGGUCUCAACUAGGGCAGAUGGGCUGGGGCUUACCGACGCGAUACUUGGACAAGAGGCAUACUUCUCGAUAUCAUGCUUAUCUUCAAAUGGGCAGCUUCCCUCUACCGGCUUCCAUGACGCGUCUGUAUACUUACUCCAGACUGGCACUGAUGCCCCUGCGUACGUGGCCUGCACUGUAUCCUCGAUCAAUACCGGCACUAUGGAUGUUAGGUACACCGUCCCAGCGGAUUUGAGUGCUGGUACACAUCAAUGCUACAUCUUCGUGAACUCAGAGCAAAUCCCACAGUCAUCAACAACGGUAAACGUCAUGACUAGUGCUAUUGAUGACUUCAGCGAGGCUGUCGUUGCAAACCCCACAUUUUGGACGAUAAAUACGUCGCAAGACGAUGUCACGACCAUAACGACGCAGAACGGCGCCGCUACAGGGGCGUCCGCUCCUAUAAACUUUGCGCUGAACCUACCUAUGACUGACGAAUGGUUCCAAAACGGCGGCUUCAUGUUCACCUUCGAUAUCACGAUCGACUCCCACACGCCCAUUCAAAUUGCCCCCUUCACCCAACCUACAAAUCCAGUCAACAUGACUUGGAUCAAUGGUCCGAUCAAUGAUGACAGGGUCGUCGAAAACACUCAAUCAACUAUCGAAUGGGAGGUAGGCGGUAAUCCCAUCACAGUCCCGCGGUCAGAACGCUUGUACCUUACGCCCACGGAUGCUGCGACUAUCUGCUACCAUUAUAUAAUUUUAGAGGACAAGUCGCAAUACCUCCUCUACAUUUUUCAAGCAGGCCAAUAUAUCCGGCGCCUCUCGACGAUUGGCUGCACAAUAGGCAUCUCAAAUGUCACAACAGUGCCCACGCGAUUCCGCACCAAACCUAGGCCAACUGCGACGGCCGACAACUUUCAGCUCGGAAACGAGGCAGCAAAUGCGCUUGACGGUAAUGCGAGUACAUUUUGGCAUUCAGACUCGGUCUCAACGGUCCAAAACUGGGAUACGCCUUGUGCUACUGGUAGCUUCACUGAUGAUUCUUCCACCAAGGCGGUGAACUUCGCCAGCAAGAAUUCACGAUAUGUAAAGCUUACCGCUAUAACAGAAGCUGGCAAUCGCGGUCCGUGCUCGAGCGCUGCAGAGAUCGAAGUUUCUUACACCCAAGCAUCAGGUGCCGACGUCGUUUUCUCCGAGCCUUGGGCUUCAAAGUACGUCCUCACUUUGAACAACUCUGGCACCCUAGAUAGCUGUGGCUUGAUCAUCGACGGCACUCACCAGAGCCAAUCCGACCGCUCCAUCUACCAGAGUCCCAUCCCGGAAAACGGCUGCAGCGUCGCCGUAUACUCCCUCUCAGCCUCCAAAGCUUACGACUUCUUUGUCCCCAAACCUGGGGAACCGCCUAUAAUAUCAGCCAUUGGCUUCCAAGGGCCGUAUUGGAAUCCAAGUAAUGGACGCUGGGUCAAUUGGAGAAUGUCAAUUGAGGAUAUUGGGGCUUCGAAUAUGAAGCUCGAUCUUACGGCCAUGAAUACGGUGUUGGUGGUGACGGGGAAAAAUUGCGUGACUGUGUUCUCAAAUGGAGUCUUUCAAUUUUCGAAUACGACGGCCUUUGGCCAACCCAUCACGACAUUGAGCCCGCCGAAACUAGUCUCUUAUUGGACUGAUAUCACGUGGCAUGCUUUGAGAGUGUAUCCGCCGUUGAAGCUUGCGUCUUAG